AUGCCAGCCAGCCAGGCUGCAGGCAAAGUGAACUGCUGCAUCAAGGUCCUCAACGCUCUAGUGGAAACAUCCUGGGGCUGCGCGAAAGAGACUUUGGGGACCAAAUUAAAAGUGCUGGCCAAGCCCCAUCUUACUUACUUACCUAUAAAUCCUCUUAAUGUGGAGGCCUGUGCCCUACCGGUCGCCCCUCACAACGCACUUUUAUGCCAGCAGUUUUGGUGGACCUGCUCACAACCCGGCCUUCGUAAUAACUACUGUUGCCACGCUCCGGACCCCCACCGCAGUGUUUGCCUGUCUAUCAGAGUUUUCUACAAGGAAGCAGUCGUCUCAUGUCUCUGA
This is a messenger RNA of Dibothriocephalus latus, 339 nucleotides long. The record is from the annotation of a GenBank genome assembly. NCBI's taxonomy places the organism in Eukaryota, Metazoa, Platyhelminthes, Cestoda, Diphyllobothriidea, Diphyllobothriidae.